Molecule: messenger RNA, 4040 nt
Organism: Anarrhichthys ocellatus (wolf-eel)
Lineage: Eukaryota; Metazoa; Chordata; Actinopteri; Perciformes; Anarhichadidae
Product: carbohydrate sulfotransferase 11-like
Exons: 4
Coding region: 399-1460 (353 amino acids)
Biological process (GO): proteoglycan biosynthetic process; carbohydrate biosynthetic process
Cellular component (GO): membrane
Molecular function (GO): sulfotransferase activity
Source: RefSeq, a predicted model, not a curated record
CACGGUGCCCCGUCCAUGUUUGGCGAAGAAAAAGUUUGUGUUUGCUGUCGACAGUCGUUUCGACAAACUCUAGCCGCCACCAACAACUAACUAGAGCUUAGAGGAAGCAAAACUAAUUUUGCUUCAGUGUUUGUCAUAUCAACGGAACAUUAAUUGUUAUCUAAGAUGACCGUACUUAAUUAUUCAUCAUUAUUACGUUAGCGUUAUCCAAACAAAACUGGCAAAAGACCAGAGCGGGCGGUUCACGUUGAAAUGAACGGCUGAUUGCUCUGUCGUUCAACAGUCGAGUUAACGUUUUUUUUUUCUCCUCCUGGAUGGGCUGUUGUCUUUUUCUCGCUAUUAAUGAAUAGGCUAUUAAUUCCUUGGAGAGUCUCGCAUCCUCCGCUCGCUGAUCUCGCAUGAACCGGGUCGAGGCUCCGCCAGCAGAGCCGGGCUUCAAGAUGGGGAUGCCCCGAGGAGGACGCCUGCUCCUGGGGACGUGCCUUGGCUCGCUCUUCGUACUCGUGCUUUACUUUCAGAGCAUCACCAAGCCAGAACCUGCUGAGAGGACGGAAAGCAGACCAGGGAAAAGCAGGAGAAGUCCACUGCAGACCCUCUACAAUGGAGACCAGAAGCUGGAGCUGUUGGCAGCUCAGAGGUCCCUCCAAGGCCGCAGGGAGCUGUUGGAGCAGGCGUGUCUGAGCCACACAAGGAAGCGCCAAGUGCUUUCACCUGAGGAUCUCAAACACCUCAUUGUGGAUGAUAAACACAGCCUUAUUUACUGCUACGUACCCAAGGUAGCCUGCACCAAUUGGAAGCGUGUCCUUAUGGUCCUCUCCAGUGAUGGCCGCUACAUCAACCCCCUUGCCAUCCCUGCAAACGAGGCUCACGUAGCGGGUAACCUCCGCACACUUUCUGAGUUCACGGUCCCCGAGAUCAAUCAACGCCUUCGUAGCUACCUUAAGUUCAUCUUUGUGCGGGAGCCCUUCGAGCGCCUGGUGUCCGCCUACCGUAACAAGUUCACCCGUAGCUACAACACGGCUUUCCACAAGCGUUACGGAACCAAGAUCAUCAGCCGGAACCGGCCCGAUCCGGAGCCCGAAUCACUGGAGAAGGGAAAUGACGUUUCUUUCCCCGAGUUUGUGCAGUAUCUCGUGGACCCUCGGACCCAACGGGAGGAACCUUUCAACGAGCACUGGGAGCGGGUGCACUCCCUCUGCCACCCCUGUCUGAUCCACUAUGAUGUAGUGGGGAAGUACGAGACUCUGGAGCCAGACGCUCAGGCUGUGCUCAGGUUGGCUGGAGUGGACGGGGCACUUCAAUUUCCAACAUCUGGUAAAAGCACCAGAACUGACGGCAACAUGGCAGCACGCUUCUUCAAGCAUAUCAGUCCUUUCUACCAGAAGAAACUGUUCAACCUGUAUCGAAUGGACUUCCUGCUCUUCAACUACUCCACACCAGUGUACCUCAGGACUCGAUGAGGGGCAGAGAAAAGAGGAUUGACAUCAGUGCCAUGGAUGUGUGAUGGUUUCCUGUUAGUGAUGAUCAUUUUGCACUUUUUGGUUGCCAUGGACAAUUUCCAUGCAUGCGCAGAGUGGUCCAUCACGAGCACUGACUCGUCACUAUGACCCUGCAACAAAAACACCAAAAAUGGUGCCUUUUUUUUUUACAUUUAGCAGUUUGAAAAUGCAGUUGACACAUUACCUGUCUUUACAAACAGAUUCCUUAGGUUCACUUAGAACUCAGUAUUUAUUUUUUAUUCACUUGAUUUUACCAUUUCUCACCUAGAAAUGACUUUGUCAAAUUAAACCAAACUUUCUUAGACUUAGUCUGUUACACGUUGUCGUUGUGUUAGUGUAAAUAUGCCUUACCAACAUCUCUGCCAUGCCUACUACAGUUACAGUCUUCCCUUGUUCUUCUGAGAACUAAUGAGCCAUACAUUAAAGUCACACUUGUGAGGAGCAGGUUCUCCUUUUGCAUCGGUGGUACACAGCUGAAUGUGCUGACUGUGAAACUGAACACAGCAGAUUCAAUCAAAGCACAAAAGCAUAUCUCUGGAUGGCAUUUAUUUAUGUAUGUCAGUGCAUUAAGUAUUUAUUGUUGGUGUGCGAGGAUUUAGUCUCAUGUUUUUGUGAAAAUGAAUUCUAUAUGAAAGUGUUUCUCUUUUUCUUCUUCACAUGGAAAGUUACUUGCUCUGUUGGCUUUUGCACAUAAACUCAUUCCAAAUAUAAAUAUGCUAGACAAUAUCAAAAAAUCUUCACAUCCUACCCUUUAACCUUAGCUCAAAAACCUUUGCCUGGGCUUGUCUUAUUAAACUUGUCACAGCACUCGUUGACAUUAUCUUAAAUGUAUAACCGAGAGUCAUUUCCAGAGAGAAUUUGCAGUCACUUCUUAAUUCCAGUGGAAGCUUGUUGCCAUCCGUCCUCUAUCACUGUCUGUAUUUAGCUCUGGGCAGGUCGGCUGAACAAAUAACCACAUAGCUGUGGUCGGGGCUCGGUCCAGCCCAGCACUACCCCUGGUCAGAGCUCCCCUUGUUAGCGUAAAUGCAGGCACAUGGAGGGGUUAAUCCACCGUCGGGCAUCUCCACUGCAGAGCCUUGUUCAGCAAAUGUGUCGGGAAUUUUAUAAUACAGAGGUUGAUGUAGGAAAAUGUUUAUUAAUGGCCUGUACUGUGAAAGUAUCAGUUUUAAUAAAUGUCUGCAUAGAGGUUUUAAAGGGGACUCCCACAGAUUUUACACAUCAGUCUGUUUACAGGUCUUGGAGUCCUGCCGUAUAUGUGAAAAAGAGCUUUAUAAAGCCUUUUGUGGCUCCAGAGGGGUAGCUGUGAAAUGUCUGAUAGAUUGCACUUGAGCCAGGGUAGGUUGGGACUGAAUACUGAAUACUUUAAGUUAGAAAGAAGUGAGCUAACCAGACCUCUGUAGCUCUCUCCUCUGGUUAAGGUCAAAUGGCUUGAGGCUACUUUAGCCUCUACAACACACGACACGGCCCUGAAUCUCUGACCAGACUCUUGGCAGUUGAGCGGGUAAUGUAGGCCAGGUUUGGACAAAGAAGAAUGCGUGGAAUUAAAAAGACGAUAGCGAUAUAUUCUUUUUUUAAACUGCCGAGUGUAAUUGUAAAUCGGUAGAGUACUCUAUAGGUCCAUUAUUGAAGCUAGGUGUGAAAUCAUCUAAUAGGUUUCCAUAAUUUCAAUUGAAACAGUCAAAUCUACCAGUGCAGAGUAACUUCUGCAACCUAAUUUUGUGGUUUGAGAAUGUCACUUGUUUAUUUUUUUUCAAGUUCCAUGGAACUAACAGGAAACUGUCUAAUCUCAUCUCUUUAUCUCUUUCAUCUCCUAUUUCCUCCAGAUUUCUUUUGUAUAAAAUGUCCUCUUGCUGAAGAACAUUGUCAGAGUGACACGCUUUCUUUGUCUGUAGUAAUGCUUUGAAAAGUGCAAUAUCUGUGUGUGAGUACCUGUAAUGUGCUAAAAAGCUGUCUUUAUAAGUGAUUUCCUCUUUUAUUGAAGCCUUGCAUUUGUCCCAUCAUGCUUUUGCCACAUUUUAUUUCUCUCUUUUCCAUCGAUGCUGCCGUGGAUUACAGGGUUUUCAUUUUAAUGCUCCCCUUUGGAGCAGUCUGUGAUUCAAGCCAUAAUUUGCAAGCAGAUGCGACUUUGCCAAAACCCGAUCACACCCUUCAUGAGGCCGAGCAAAAUACGUUUGACCUUUUCUUUCUUUGCUUGAAAAUACAGAAUACAAAUAACAAGCAGCUGGUUCUUUCAAAGGGAUGAAACGUACAUGCAGCCCAAUCAAAUGCCCAGACGCUGUGAAUAAACACCGCUAGUCAGACAUCUCCAGCCAUUUCUGUAGACCUACCUGUGACCUGGUGAGUCAUUGUGCAAGAGCAAACCGAGCACAAUCUGAAAGAGUCUCUCAUGCACCGGUUUACUUAUGCCACAAAACUGAAUGUGAUAAGUGAAGAUGAUGGCUGGGUACCUUGAAGUUUUUACAAAUACAAUCCCUUAACUGCAGUUCUGAGUGUGUGUGUGGUAUUUUGUUUGUCUUCUCUUAUCACAAAGUUUAGGUAAAU